AUCCCAUUACAAUACAAUCAAGAACGAGAGAAAGAACUAAUACCCUGUUUUGGUAUUUCGAUCGAAAUACCAAAACAGGGUAUUUUACGUAGAAAUAGUAUUCUUGCUUAUUUUGAUGAUCCACGAUACAGAAGAAGCAAUUCAGGAAUUACUAAAUAUGGAACCGUAGAGGUCAAUUCAAUCAUAAAAAAAGAGGAUUUGAUUGAGUAUCGAGGACCAAAAGAAUUUAGUCCGAAAUACCAAACGAAAGUAGAUCGGUUUUUUUUCAUUCUCGAAGAAGUGCAUAUCUUACCCGGAUCUUCGUUGAUAAUGGUCCGGAACAAUAGUAUCAUUGGAGUAGAUACACAACUCGCUUUAAAUACAAGAAGUCGAGUAGGCGGAUUAGUCCGAGUGGAGAGAAAAAAAAAAAAUAUUGAACUAAAAAUAUUUUCCGGAGAUAUUUAUUUUCCUGGAGAGGCAGAUAAGAUAUCCAGGCACAGCGGCAUUUUGAUACCACCGGAAACAGAAAAAAAAAUUUCUAAGGAAUCAAAAAAAUGGAAAAAUUGGAUCUAUGUCCAACGGAUCACACCUACCAAGAAAAAGUAUUUUGUUUUGGUUCGACCCGUAGUCACAUAUGAAAUAGCUGAUGGCAUAAAUUUAGCAACACUUUUUCCUCAAGAUCUCCUGCGGGAAAAGGAUAAUGUCCAACUUAGAGUUGUCAAUUAUAUCCUUCAUGGAAAUGGCAAGUCAAUUCGAGGAAUUUCUCACACAAGUAUUCAAUUAGUUCGGACUUGCUUAGUAUUGAAUUGGGAUCAAGAGCAAAAAGGUUCUCCGGAAGAGGUUCACGCUUCCUUUGUUGAGGUAAGAACAAAUGAUCUGAUUCGAGAUUUCAUAAGAAUUGAGUUAGUCAAGUCCACUAUUUCGUAUACCGGAAAAAGAUAUGAUAGGGCAAGUUCAGGAUUGAUUUCCGAUAAUGGAUUAGAUCGCACAAAUAUCAAUCCUUUUUUUUACAAGGCCAGGAUUCAAUCACUUACCCAACAUCAAGGUACUAUUGGUACAUUGUUAAAUCGAAAUAAGGAAUGCCAAUCUUUGAUAAUUUUGUCAUCAUCCAAUUGUUUUCGAAUUGGCCCAUUCAAUGGUUCAAAAUAUAACAAUAUGACAAAAGAAUCGGAUCCCAUAAUCCCAAUUAAGGAUUUGCUGGGUCCCUUAGGCACUAUUGUACCUAAAAUAGCAAAUUUCUAUUCAUCUUACCAUUUAAUAACUUAUAAUCAGAUCUUGUUAAAGAAAUAUUUGCUACUUGACAAUUUUCAACAGACUUUCCAAGUACUUCAAGUACUUAAAUACUGUUUAAUAGAUGAAAAUAGGAGGAUUUAUAACCCCGAUCCAUGCAGUAACAUCAUUUUGAAUCCAUUCCAUUUGAAUUGGUACUUUCUCCAUCACGAUUAUUGGGAAGAGACAUCUAAAAAAAUUCGUCUUGGACAAUUUUUUUGUGAAAAUGUAUGUCUAUUCAAAUACGAACCACACGUAGAAAAAUCUAGUCAGAUCAUAAUUGUUCAUGUUGACUCCUUAGUUAUAAGAUCGGCUAAGCCCUAUUUGGCCACUCCAGGAGCUACUGUUCAUGGCCAUUAUGGAGAAAUCUUUUACGAAGGAGAUACAUUAGUUACAUUUAUAUAUGAAAAAUCGAGAUCUGGUGACAUAACGCAAGGUCUUCCAAAAGUGGAACAAAUCUUAGAAGUACGUUCUAUUGAUUCAAUAUCAAUGAACCUCGAAAGGAGAGUUGAAGGUUGGAACGAAGGUAUACCAAAAAUUCUUGGAAUCCCUUGGGGAUUCUUGAUUCAAGCGGAGCUAACCAUAGUUCAAAGUCGUAUCUCUUUGGUUAAUAAAAUCCAAAAGGUUUAUCGAUCCCAGGGGGUACAGAUCCAUAAUAGACAUAUAGAGAUUAUUGUACGUCAAGUAACAUCAAAAGUGUUGGUUUCAGAAGAUGGAAUGUCUAAUGUUUUUUCACCUGGGGAAUUAAUCAGAUUGUUGCGAGCGGAACGAGCGGGGCGCGCUUUGGACGAAGCGAUCUCUUAUCGGGCAAUCCUAUUGGGAAUAACGAGGGCAUCUUUGAAUACUCAAAGUUUCAUAUCCGAAGCAAGUUUUCAAGAAACCGCUCGAGUUUUAGCAAAAGCUGCUCUACGAGGUCGUAUUGAUUGGUUGAAAGGCCUGAAAGAGAACGUUGUUCUGGGUGGGAUUAUACCCGUUGGUACCGGAUUCAAAAAAUUAGUGCACCGUUCAAGGCAAGACAAGAACAUUUACUUGGAAAUCAAAAGAAAGAAUCUAUUCGAUUUGGAAAUGAGAGAUAUUUUGUUACACCAUAGAGAAUUAUUUUGUUCUUACGUCCCAUUUCCAUGAGACAUCAGAACAAUCGUUUACGCGAUUUCAUGAUUCCUAAGAGCAGAUUCUUUUACUUUAACUAUCUUUUCACUUUUAACUAUCUGUCUUUUAACUUAACUAUCUGGUCCGAGUAUUGAUUUGGUAAAAAAAAAAUAAGUAAUUAAAAGACAUUAAUGGUUUGUACCGUGUAUCAACGGUUAAUUCCCGGUAGAAGGUUCCAUCGGAACAAUUAUUUAUUUCAAAGUACCUCGUCUCUUUGUUAAAAAAAUAAAAAAGAAAAAACAAAAAGGAAGUGUGGGGAAAAAUGACAAGAAGAUAUUGGAACAUCAAUUUGGAAGAGAUGAUGGAGGCCGGAGUUCAUUUUGGUCAUGGUACUAAGAAAUGGAAUCCUAGAAUGGCCCCUUACAUCUCUGCAAAGCGUAAAGGUAUUCAUAUUACAAAUCUCACUAGAACGGCUCGUUUUUUAUCAGAAGCCUGUGAUUUAGUUUUUGAUGCAGCAAGUAGGGGAAAAAACUUCUUAAUUGUUGGUACCAAAAAUAAAGUAGCGGAUUCAGUAGCAUCAGCUGCAAUAAGGGCCCGGUGUCAUUAUGUUAAUAAAAAAUGGCUCGGUGGUAUGUUAACGAAUUGGUCUACUACGGAAACGAGACUUCAAAAGUUCAGGGAUUUAAGAGCAGAACAAAAGAUGGGGAAACUCAACCGUCUUCCCAAAAGAGAUGCCGCAAUGUUGAAGAGAAAAUUAUCUGCCUUGCAAACAUAUCUCGGCGGUAUCAAAUAUAUGACGGGAUUGCCUGAUAUUGUGAUCAUCGUUGAUCAGCAAGAAGAAUAUAUGGCUCUUCGAGAAUGUGUAAUUUUAGGGAUUCCGACGAUUUGUUUAAUCGAUACAAAUUGUGACCCCGAUCUCGCAGAUAUUUCGAUCCCAGCCAAUGAUGACGCUAUAGCUUCAAUCCGAUUGGUUCUUAACAAAUUAGUAUCCGCAAUUUGUGAGGGCCGUUGUAGCUAUAUAAGAAAUCGUUGAUUAUGAUUAAGAAUAAUUAGUUAAUUAUUUGGGGAUUUUAUAGAUUUAUUGGAUCGGUUACUAUUCUUGAA
Messenger RNA from Musa acuminata AAA Group (dessert banana), 3441 nucleotides. RefSeq names its product DNA-directed RNA polymerase subunit beta''-like. Gene Ontology annotation, molecular function: DNA binding; DNA-directed RNA polymerase activity. Gene Ontology annotation, biological process: DNA-templated transcription. NCBI's taxonomy places the organism in Eukaryota, Viridiplantae, Streptophyta, Magnoliopsida, Zingiberales, Musaceae. The record is from RefSeq and is a predicted model, not a curated record. The annotation marks the transcript as partial. The transcript has a single exon.